UCUAUUUUAAUAGUUAAAAAGUAACUGUUUUAUAUAUCUACCUAGAUAGUUAAUAUUAAUUACAAGGUGGUCGACCUAAAGUAAAAUUUAAUCUUUUGUGUGGACCGAUAUAAUGAAAAGUGUUUUGUUUAUCUAUGUCUUAUCUGAAAGUGACUGAAAAUAUUACUACCUAAUUAAUAAUGAAGGCCUGUAUAGCACUUUGUCUGUUUGCCCUGGUUGCGGCGGCCCUCGCUCGUCCGCAGUCCCACUACACUGACCGCUACGACAAUAUGGACCUCAAUGAGAUCCUCAACAACCGGAGACUGCUGAUCCCGUACAUUCAGUGCGUGUUGGGAGAGGGCAAAUGCACUCCUGACGGUAGGGAACUUAAAUCGCACAUCAGGGAAGCCUUGGAGAAUGACUGCGCCAAAUGUACCGACAACCAGCGGGAAGGUUCUCGAAGAGUCAUCGCCCACCUGAUCAAGCACGAGGCGGGCUACUGGGACAAACUGAAGGCCAAGUACGAUCCCAACGGGAAGUACUCCAGGAGGCACGAGCAGGAACUUGCGGCUGCGCAGGCGUAAAGACUGAUACAGUUUAGAUUUGGAACGAGAUAGAUGCGGUGAUAUUUUUAGUGAAUAUAUCGUUAUAAAUCCCGAACUUUCUCGUUUCAAAUAUGCUUGUAACUCAGUACAAUAAUAAUAAAAAAUAUUUAUAUGGAUGGAUUCAAUAAAAAAAAAACAAUACCGACCACACCUACAAUGUUAUCAUCUCAAAAAUUAGAUGUGCAGCCAACAAUA
Molecule: messenger RNA, 779 nt
Organism: Amyelois transitella
Lineage: Eukaryota; Metazoa; Arthropoda; Insecta; Lepidoptera; Pyralidae
Product: allergen Tha p 1
Exons: 3
Coding region: 180-563 (127 amino acids)
Source: RefSeq, a predicted model, not a curated record